Molecule: messenger RNA, 4237 nt
Organism: Lycium ferocissimum
Lineage: Eukaryota; Viridiplantae; Streptophyta; Magnoliopsida; Solanales; Solanaceae
Exons: 7
Coding region: 411-3290 (959 amino acids)
Source: RefSeq, a predicted model, not a curated record
UCGGUUGACGUUUCAAAUUCCCUCCCAAUAAAACAGCCAUUAAAUACUAACCCAAAAUUUUAGGCAAUUUUUUUCAAAUUUCCACUUUGACUGACUCAUUUGGAUUAGACCAAAAAUAGAGGGAAGCAAAAUGGUUUGUUAUUAUUAUUGAUGAUCAUUGUUUUACGGUUGAUGCUCCUAAAAUCUUGUUCUUUUUUCAUUCUUUCUGUUAUGUUACCUAUUUUUAUCAAACUUGUUCUCUUCUUGUCUUAAAUCUUUUUGCUUGUUGAAAAAAAACAUUGACAUGUUCAAAAAUUUCACCUUAUUCUUAUUAGAAUAAUAGUAAGAGUUUAGUUCCUUAACAAUCUUGAUUGUGGGGAAGAAGAGAGGAUUAGAAUAAUAAUAAUAAGAAGAAGAAGAAGAAGAAAUAAAUGGCUUCUUCUCAAGUAGAAAUUGCCUCCUCUUCUCCAUUUGGUUAUGUCCUUAAUAGAUGUUGUGCUAGAGAUUCCAAUGCUUAUCAGAAAAAUUUCAAGAAUUUGGUCCAAACACACUUGCAUUCUUGCAUGUCAAAUCAACACAAAAAAACAUUUGCUUCUGAUUCUUGUGAAAAUUCUCAAAAGCAUGCAGAAUUAUGGGUUCACAAAACAACAAAAUGUGAUGAAAAGAAUGAGAAUAGUAGUCCAAAGAAGAGAAGUAAAGCUGCUGAGAAAUGGGAUAAAGCUAGAAAUAUGGUUUUCUCAAUGGAUAGAGAGAAUCAAGAAAGUUCUGUUGAAUCUCCAAAUCAUGGUGGUGUUUCUUCCCUUGUUAGAAAAUGGAAAGAUUUUGAAAAUUCUGAAUUUGUGGGGUCCCCUAAGAAGGGAUAUGAUGAAUGUGAUGAAUCUUCUUGUUCCAUUGUGAAAAGUGAAUCAGUUGGUGAUUGGGAAUCAGAUAAAACAGAUACUAUAAGUAAAGAUUCUGAUGUUAAAGAAAGUGAGAGGCUAGGAGUUGCAGAUAUAAUCAAGAAAUUGAAAUUUGAUAAUAGUAAUGUUGUUGUUGUCAAUGGCGGAUCGUUGCCUCGGGUUAGAACAUCAACAAUGGAUCAUUCGGAAGGACAAAGGUGCAAUUUUUCCCCAGUUCUGAGUUCGCCCCGUUUCAUCAGGGGGCGACAGGCGUUUAGUGAUUUGCUCUUGCAAAUGGAACGCGAUAGGCAGAGGGAACUUGAAGGUCUUGUGGAGCGUAAGGCGGUUUCUAAGUUCCAACAAAGAGGCCGCAUUCAGGCUGUGCUUCGAGUUAGACUCAUACGACGUGGUGCAGAAGUUAGAGGUGGUCGAUCAGUGACUUGGCCAGCAUCUGAAUCAAAUAAAUCGACACAUUCUGCAAUUAUGCAUCUCAGGGAAAAGUUCAAUACAGUAGGACAGCAUGGUCUUACCAAAUUAAGAAACACCUCAAAAGAAGCAGCAGAAAGUUCCCAUGAGAGCGGAAGCCUCCCUUCCACACCAAAUCGACAACAAAAAGAGAGUAUUUAUCGGGACUUCAAAGGCCCCCAUAGAGAACUGGCUCGUAGUAACUCAGCGAAAGGAACUGGAUUUUCAUUAUAUCAACGGAGAGAACAGGAUCCGCUUAAGGGGCUGGUCAAGGAGAGAGCAGGACUGCACCCCGGUGUAGCUGAAUCAAGACAUACCCCUAUAGCGUUGGGAGAUAACUGUCGAGACCCUAGCAUAUCUGAAAAAGAGAAUCACAACAAACCAAGAAGCCCCCAGAAGGAGGUGGUAGUAGAUAACAACCCAAAAGUUGGAAAUACUGAUAUGUCCAAUCAACUACAAGAAGAGAAUCAUCACGGGGAAGUACCCCAGCAAGUAAGCCCCCCGAAAGUUGCAACUGGUAUACAAGUGAGAAAUGGAUUUUCAGAGUCAAUAAGUACCAAUAGAGCAUCGGGAGAAAACACUCGAGACCCUUGCACGUCUAAAGAAGAGAAUCAUCAUAAACCAAGAAACUUCCAUAAAGAGGUGGUAGAUGACAUCCCAAAAGUUGAAACUUUUGGUGUAUCCAAUCAACUGCGUGAAGAGAAUCAUUAUGAGGAAUUAUGUAAGAAAUUGAGCUCCAGAAACUUGUCAAAAAAUCAGAAGGAGAUGGCAUGUAGCACGAAAAAAUCAGAAGGUUCUUGUAAAUCAAAUCAACAUGACAUGGACCUUAACCAUCAUAAAGUUACCACCAGCUUACCGAGCUUUGCUUCUCAAGCACAGAGCUUAGAUAAUGUCACUGAAAAAGUCAGUUGGCGAAACACAAGCUCCGAAGCUAGCCAUAGUAACUUGCUGGAUUUUGUAGAGUCAGCAAGACCUCCUAAGUGUCUAGUUGAUAGUGAAAGUGGCUCGGUAAGUGAUUAUUCCCUCACAGCUAGUGGAUGGGAUGAACUGCAGUCUAAUGAAGACUGGAUAAGUAAUAUCUCUCGUCCACGUAAAGAAUGGGAAGGUCUCAGGCAAGAAAGAUACCAAGAGAUGCUUGAUCCUUUGUCAGACAAUCAUGACAUACAACAACUUCUUCACAGAAAAAGUGUUUCGACAUUUCUUACCAGUGAUUUGAGAGAGCAAAUUGAUCGAAUAAUGGCGUCUCGCUCACAACAACUACCAAAUGCAGUGAGAAGCUAUGUUGAGGAAGACGAGGAGGAGGAAGUGGAAGAGAAUGCAAGAGAAGAGGAGGAUGAGGUACGAGAAGAAGAAGAAGAAGAAGAAGAAGAAGAAGUAGAAGAACACGAAGAAGAAUGGGGCUAUGCCAAUUACUCUGAAGAUGAUAGUAGCUCUAGCAGACAACCCGAAGUACUAAUUCAUCAGAACACAUCUUCACAGACUUUACAGUCAUGGAACACAAAUCAAGACCAGGAAAUCACUGAUGACUCUUAUCACUUCCCAUCUCCUUCUUCACUGCUAUCUCAAUCGUCUAAUAUUCCGUCUAGCAGACAUCCUUCAACUGAAAUGGAACUCAUAUACGAAAUGAGAGGACAUAUGGAGCAGCUCCACCAAGAGAUUUUCGAAAUUCGGAGAUCUAUGAAGAGUUGUAUGAACAUGCAAAUGACACUACAACGUUCCAUUAAGCAGGAUGUUGCUGCUGCAAUUAGUCAGUUAGGUCAAAAGAGCAAGGGGAAUUCAGAUAACAAGGGUCCAAACAAAGGAAAUUGUUGUAUUUGCAGUGAGAAGCCAGUUGAUUCUCUUCUUUACAGAUGUGGGCAUAUGUGCACCUGUUUCAAGUGUGCACAUGAAUUGAUUUCCAGUACUGGAAAAUGUCCAAUAUGCCGAGCUCCAAUAAUGGACGUUGUACGUGCAUAUGCUCAUUCAUGAUGUACAUGUGAACUGGAUUUAGCUCUGGAGGUCUGCCAGACAACAACGACAAAACAAUAACUAUGCCUCAAUUCUGAGCAAGUUAAGGUCGGCUAUGUGAAUCUCAAGCUCAUCCCAGUCCAAUAUAUUAUGUAACGUGUGGAUAGGAAAGCACGACCAAGCAUACUUUGUGUUGAGGAUUAAUUAUAAAUUGACUAGUUUACGGCGGUUGUCACCCUAUUACAAUACUCCUCCUUUAUUCAGGGUUGGGACGGACACCGAGAGCAAGGCAGAGUUCUGGAGGUGUGCCGGACGCCCUUUUUGUACAAGGAAAGACGAGCAAAAGGGUGAUUACUAUAUUUUCUUCUUCUUAGUCAUGAAAUUCUUUUCUGGUUAAUUUACUAUCUAAACCAGGUGUAGAUUGACAGAGGAUUCAGUCUCAGCUGGUUCCACUAACCAUCCUUUGUAUAUAAUAGGAGAAAGGAAAGAUUUCCUUCUGUGAUAUAUAGUAUGAGUUGUGUCUUUCAAGUUUCUUUAUAUUUGCAAUUCUAAAGCUCACUUGGAGAUACUUGGCAACGUAAAUAAUACUCCAUAAGACUAGCAUUGUGUACUAGCAUCAUAUUUAAUAGUAGAACAAAUUUAUCCUUAGAUGAGAGUAAUCUUACUUGAAAGUCAUUCAGAAUGAUCCAUGUUGGUGCUUGCUGAUAAGGAUCUCGAGAGCACUAGUCAACUUAGUGGCGAUGGAGCGUUAAAUUAGACAAUAGAAAUCGAGGUUGCUUUGAUCAGGCUGAUUUGUACAGGUAAACUGGUGAAGAAAUUCAUUGUGAACAAGAAUCAUCAGGAGGCAAAAGAUACCAGUACCCAAUGAAUUACCCUUUGUUUCCCAUUAUUAAGAUAUAUAGAACAUGCAAUGUAUAUCUUCUACUUUCCAACAAGUUUCCCUUUAGAAUUUAGAAUUAACGUCCACC